Molecule: messenger RNA, 730 nt
Organism: Oppiella nova
Lineage: Eukaryota; Metazoa; Arthropoda; Arachnida; Sarcoptiformes; Oppiidae
Source: the annotation of a GenBank genome assembly
CAGCACAAAUGAGACAAUCAUUUGUCUGUUUAUAAAAACUAAGUUUUUCGUAGUUAUGAAUAAGUUUGUGACGGUAACGGCAUUAGUGGUCAUUUUGAUAGUGGCCGUCCAGUGUGGGGGCGGAGGCUACGGCGGUGGUGGUGGUGGCUAUGGUGGUGGUGGAGGUAAAGGUGGAUACGGUGGUGGCAGCCGAGGAGGUUAUGGCGGCGGAGGCAUAAGUAAAGGCGGUUAUGGAGGUGGCGGAUACGGUGGUGGAGGGUAUGGUGGAGGAUAUGGCGGUGGAGGCAAAGGAGGCUACGGUGGCGGUAGCCGAGGAGGUUAUGGGGGCGGCGGUAUAAGUAAAGGUGGUUAUGGAGGCGGCGGAUACGGUGGUGGAGGAUAUGGUGGCGGUUACGGUGGAAAGAGUGGAGUGGUUAUGGAGGCGGUUAUGGCGGUGGCAAACGCGGUGGAUAUGGAGGCGGCGGUGGUUACGGUGGCGGAAAACGAGGUGGUGGUGGAUAUGGUGGCGGAGGAUAUGGCGGUGGAAAGAGAAGUGGAGGCUAUGGAGGCGGAGGCGGCGGAUACCGAAAAGGCGGUGGAGGGGGAUAUGGCGGCGGCGGAUACGGCGGUGGCAAACGCGGUGGUUAUGGAGGCGGUGGUGGUUAUGGUGGCGGCAAACGAGGUGGUGGUGGAUAUGGUGGUGGAGGACAUGGAGGCAAAUACGGAAAAUAAAGUUCCAGAAAUAUCUUAA